UCGUUGCUGACCGACACAUCCCUACCGCCCCAGGGAGAUCCAUUCAUCCAUCCACCCACACACCGGAUAAUAAAAAAAGCCUGCAUCUCUGCUGCUGACAUUACAACAUGUGAAAGACGCUUCGCUGUUGGCCUGUAGUUCUUUGGGGGAUUUACCGGGAGCAGAUCAGAAACUACAGUUUCUCUGAACCGCGGACACGAUGAGCAGCGGCCGCCUCUCUCUGCACGUGCUGCUCCUGUGCGGACUACUCCGGGCGCAGCAACAGCUGCUGCCCGGGUCCUGCAACUUCGAGCUGGGCACCUGUGGCUACACAUCCGACCCGGAGUACGGCAGCUGGAGCAUGAAUGAAGAAGGGCAUUUGAUAACAGUGGACUCAGCCUUCUUGAAGGAGCAGGAGCAGGCGGUUCUGGUCAGUCCAGUCCUGGAGCAGCAGGACUGGAGCUGUGUGAGGCUGGUGUACCAGAUCACUGGACAGGGUUCCCUGCAGCUCUACCUCAGACCCGACGGAGACAACUUUGACUACCGACUGUGGAGAGCCAACAAAGCCUCUGACAGCUGGCUCAUUGCUAGUGUGGACCUGCCAAACACCACCAUCCCCUACCAGGUUUUGUUGGAAGGUCGACCUGAACGGGACUCAGGGAACAACGUGGCCAUCUUUGAAAUUCACAUUGUUCCUGGUUUCUGUAUAGAGUGUAACUUUGAGGAGCAUCACCUGUGUGGCUACAGUAACAGCUGGAACCCAAAUGUCAACUGGUACGUUGGGGGGAGUGUGGCCAGAGAGUCCAACCUGCUGCUAAACCACACCAACAACCAGAGAGGCCACUACAUGUAUGUGGACUCGGUGUACGCCAAGCACUUCCAGGAAGUAGCCAAGCUGACAUCGCCCAUGACCACGGCGCCCAUGGCCGGCUGCCUGUCCUUCUACUACCUCAGAGACCAGGAGAGGGGAAACAUCUUCUCAGUGUUCACCAGAGACCAGCUGGGCCACUAUGAGGAGAUCUGGAGGCCAGAGGUGUACGCUACAGCUGGCUGGACUCAGGUCAGCGUGGACAUCAAGGCCCCACACCCCUUGGAGGUGGUGUUUGAGGUGGCUUUUAACAGUGCCAGAGGUGGAUACGUGGCCAUAGAUGACAUCUCCUUUUCUCCUGAAUUCUGCCACACUGACACAGAGCCAACCUUUGACCCCUCUAUCGCCAACUGUGACUUUGAGAAUGGGCUGUGCCUGUACUACCAGGAGAGGAUGGAGAGUAAGGUGUGGAGCAGAGUCACAGUCAAGCCCAAUGCCUACAGGAUAGGAGACCAUACCACUGGAGCAGGCUGUUUCCUCCUGGCCAACACGCGUUUCACUGCUAGGCCCGGCUAUGUGGGUCGGCUUCACGGUCCCUUCUUACCAGGGAACCACAAAUACUGCGUGAGGUUCUACUACAUGCUUCAUGGAUUUCGGAAAGUAGACAAUGCUCUGGUUCUUUACAUUUAUGACGAGAACAAUGUGGCCCAGGAGAAGGUGUGGAGCCUGGCUGACACUUCUGCGGCUAUGUGGACUGAGGUGGAGAUCACCUACGUGAAGCCCAUGCUUUCCAAGCUAGUGUUUGUCAGCAUAUGUAAGAACUUCUGGGAAUGUGGCCUGGCAGCCAUCGAUGACAUCACUGUCAGCCUGGGGGACUGUCAAAUCACAGCAGGCUCCCUCCCAGGCCGCUGUAACUUUGAGAGCGGAGUCUGUGGCUACAUCCAGGAUAAGAAAGAAGACAAAGCCGACUGGCUGCGAGUCCGAGGACACACCCCCACCUCCUAUACAGGGCCCAGAGGAGACCACACUACUGGGGUGGGUUACUUCAUGUACAUCGAGGCGUCUCUCAUGCGCCUGGGACACAAGGCUCGGCUGCUGACCUCUGAUCUGCGGGGCGCCUCGUCCCCCCAGUGUUUGAUCUUCUACUACCACAUGUAUGGAUCUGGCACCGGCAUACUGACCGUGCUCCUGCGCCGCAGCAGCAGAGAGCAGGACGCGUUGCUAUGGAGACGUCGCGGGGAGCAGAGUGUCAGCUGGAUGAGGGCGAUGGUGGACUACCGCUGUGAUGUCCGACACCAGAUUAUAUUCGAAGCCAUCCGAGGCCCAUCACUACGAAGUGAUAUCGCAAUUGAUGACAUCCAUUUUAAAAGGGGACCAUGUGAAGAUCCUGGUGACAUCACUCCAUACUCAGGCUUCUCAGAGUAUUUCAAUGAGAUUGAGAAUUGAGACUGGCGGGAAAGUCUUUCUGCAUAAAUGCUUGGUAGUUUUUCAGAGUUUGGCUGGGUGGCUUUCAGAAGUGUGAAUGUGAACCAUCCACCAAAACAAUUUACAAAGUUGUAGAGCAAUGUAUAUGAUGCAGCCAAUAAUUGGAAUUGUAUUAAACACUGGGGAAUGGUUGGGAUUUCUCCUUGGGACAACGUUAUCCAACUACAUCUCACAACAGUCACACCAAAGGUCCAUAUAGGCUGGUUCACUAUCCAUCUCUCUCACACAUAAUGCAAAACUCAUACACUGGCAAGUAAAGCCUACAUGCAGCCUUCUGUCCACUCAAGCAUAAGAAUAUUGCAGGUAUUAAAGUCGGUUUUCUACCUUUUGAAACUUCUCCCUCCUGGCUUUACAUGCAGCAAAGUCUUGAUUACAUUUGAAUCCUUCAUUCAAUUCAUAGGUAUACUAACGUUAGUUGGCUAACUGCUGCUACUAGGCCUACUGCUUUUCUCCAGCUAAAACAAAGUUUUUGAGCUCCUGUUAGGGGAACGACUCAAAACGGCUCUCCGUCACGUUCACAUUUCUUUCCAGACAGACAGUUUGCACUCGCGCUACUGCCAUGUGAAGAAACAGCGCGCACACACACACACACACACACACACACACACACACACACACACACACACAC
Molecule: messenger RNA, 2900 nt
Organism: Perca flavescens (yellow perch)
Lineage: Eukaryota; Metazoa; Chordata; Actinopteri; Perciformes; Percidae
Gene: mamdc2a
Product: MAM domain containing 2a
Exons: 14
Coding region: 200-2233 (677 amino acids)
Cellular component (GO): membrane
Source: RefSeq, a predicted model, not a curated record